Acipenser ruthenus (sterlet) is the source of this 1241-nucleotide messenger RNA. RefSeq names its product tripartite motif-containing protein 16-like. Gene Ontology annotation, molecular function: protein binding. The record is from RefSeq and is a predicted model, not a curated record. The transcript is spliced from 3 exons. Lineage: Eukaryota; Metazoa; Chordata; Actinopteri; Acipenseriformes; Acipenseridae. Bases 115 to 1161 code for a protein of 348 amino acids.
AAAAACUACCUUGAAACCCAAGCGAGUAAGAACACUCAAAGUUCAACUCUUAGUAAAUAUUUGCAUCAAGAGAGCAAGCAAUGGGUGAGCAACGAGACUAAACUGAAGAUAAGAAUGUAUUUGAAGGUAUUCCAGGAGUUAGUGAACAUCAACAGGGAGAAUAAGAAAACAAAGUUUUUCAUAGUGUCUAAGGAAGACCAGGAGUUUCCUGGAGCCUGCAUUCUCCUGUUUGAAAAUGGAGCAUCGAAAUACAUACAUUUCAAGAUCCCAUCAAAACCUGACGUCCCUGAGGUCUGUGAUGUCACCCAUGACAGUGCGACUCUGAAGGUGGUGCCUCCCAGUAGUGAUGCUGAUCAGAAACUAAAAUACCAUCUGGAGUGCAUUAAUCAGAAGGAAUGGGCAAUUCAAUCCAGCACUGAUAAAACAGAGACCCUCACUGUAUCAGGCUUGCAACAGAACACAGAGUAUGAAUUUAGAUACACAGUGGAAGGGAAGUUGGGGUAUUCUGUGAGCAGUGACACAACCAGCAAAGUCAAGACAACAAGCUCACUUACACAAGCCACAGUGAAUGAAGUUGCAGUUUACAGUCUGCAGGCUCCAGACCCAAGUAACAGAGCUGAGUUUUUAAAAUAUUCCUGUCAGCUCACACUGGACCCCAACACAGCGCAUAGAAUCCUCUGUCUGUCUGAAGGGAACAGAAAGGUGACAUGGAGGAGAGAGACCCAGAGAUAUCCUGAUUACCCAGAGAGAUUUGAUUACUAUCCCCAAGUGCUUUGCAGAGAGGGUUUGUCUAGGACUCGCUGUUACUGGGAGAUUGAGUGCAGUGGUAGAGGGGCUGAUAUAGGAGUCACAUAUAAAGGAAUCAGCAGGAAAGGAGGGGGUCGUUCUGGUCUCCUUGGAUACAAUGACAAGUCCUGGAGUUUGGAAUGCUCUGAUUCCAGUUACACUGCCCGGCACAAUAACAAUUUCACUGCAAUAACUGCCCCCCGCUCCCCCAGAAUAGGAGUGUAUCUGGACUUUAAUGCUGGCACGCUGUCCUUUUAUGGCGUCUUUGACACAAUGACCCUCCUGCACAGAUUCCUAACCACAUUCACUGAGCCGCUCUAUCCUGGGUUUUAUAUUUAUUCUGAUUCCUCUGUAACAAUCUGCCAGCUGAACUAGACUGUUUUGUGUUGUAAGAAACCCUUUGUAUUGAACUCCCUGUCUGUCCUCUCCACUCCUCGGGUGACGGGAAUGUUCAA